Symbiodinium sp. CCMP2456 is the source of this 941-nucleotide messenger RNA. Lineage: Eukaryota; Dinophyceae; Suessiales; Symbiodiniaceae. The record is from the annotation of a GenBank genome assembly.
AUGCUCGUGGUCGACCAGGCCGUGCUCUUCGAGACGAAGCUCUUCGCCCGGUCUUGCAGAAAAGCGGACUUCUGCGCGGCCUGGGGGACCUUCGAGACGGAUGGCCAGUUUUUCAAAGAGUACUCCGACAUUGUCGCCAAUCGUGGGAAAGUAGGCUCACUCGUGCUGGUGGCUCGGCUACACCCGAAGCCUCUCUGUCAGAUAGCUCUUUCCUUUAAUGGUAUUCGUCGGGGCGUUUGCGUUUUCGCCAAUGCCCACGAAGAAGUCGGGAUCUCUCCCUGGGCGCUGGUGAUAUCGCUAAUGCCCACGAAGUGUGCAUCCGUGAUUUCGUCGUGGAGCUUGGUGGCUCGGGAGAAGUACACCAAGGAGGUCGUUGGCUUUCUGCAUAAGGAGAACGUUGAGAAGGAGCUGCUGAUCGCCCAUCUUAAGGUGCACAAUGACCAUCAGCGCAAAGGUGUGGGAAGGCUCCUGAUCCAGGCUGCUGAGACUCAGGCAUUGAGCGUGGGAUGGGCUUUCGAGUCCGUGUCCGUGCGUGUGCUGCAUGUCAAUUCACGAGCGCAGCAGAUCUUUUACCGCCUUGGAUUCGAUCUCCACGACGAGCCGGCGCCAGAGCCGACACAGAGCAUGCUCGCGAUGUGUGCGAAGAUGAUCCGCCGUGCCCAGCAUAUCCCGGCACCGCCAAAGGAGCGAACAAAAGUGGCACGCUACGUGCAAAUGACAUUCGCUCGGUGGCACUACAAGAACCUCCGCCUGGACCUGGAGAGGCAGAUCUUCAACUGCCCCAUGCCCGAGCCGAAGAAGAAAGAGGGCGACCCCUCUCGGGACGACGACUCGGCGACGCAUCCCUCCAUGCCGGAGUUGAUUCCCGUUUACCAGUACUGGUUGGACUCACCGCCUGCCGAUGAAGAUCCAUUCGCCCAGAUCCAGGGGGUACAUUUCUA